Cylicocyclus nassatus is the source of this 564-nucleotide messenger RNA. Lineage: Eukaryota; Metazoa; Nematoda; Chromadorea; Rhabditida; Strongylidae. The record is from the annotation of a GenBank genome assembly.
AUGCAUGCUAAGGUGUCCGAGUCUUUGAGAGCUGUCGGAGUUAACCAAUCGAAUACUUUACUCACAGCUUCUCAUCACUACCUGCUGCAGAAUCCCAAACUCUCAGCAUCAAAUAAGGCUCUUGUUCUGGAAGCUAUCAACAAUGUAGUAUCGGAUAUGAAAAUUGUCAACGAACUGGAUGAACAAAUAGUUCAUUUGAUGAUAAAUCUUGCCACGCGGGAAAUGACAAUGACCAGCAAGGAUGUCGAUACAGAUUGGGCUGAAGCCGGGAAGGAUGUUCCCGUGACCUUGGCAAAAACUCCUCGGUUUGUAACUCAUGUCUUAGACGCGCUACUGCAGAAGUUCCCUCCUGGGUUUACCACAAGUCCACACCGGUAUGUGGUAUUGACUUUGGCCACUAUAGCGGAACACAAUCUUGACUCUUGCAUUGUAUUGCCGAUCAGCGCCAAUUCGAUUUUCUUUCGUCCUCUCGAUGAAAAACGAGUUGACACGGUGUUAUUUAUGCAUCCUAGUAGGUUCCUAGUCUCGUCUAUUCAGGAGACGGAAUCUUUGAUAGGAAAUUGA